AAAGGUACUCAUGUAUACCACAUUGUUAGAAUGCAAGUAAAAAUACUUGCACGUGGUGCACAACUCGUUAAAGUAGGCGGAAGAGUUGUGUAUUCCACAUGUUCAUUUAAUCCUGUAGAAAAUGAAGCAGUCGUUGCAGAAGUUCUAAGACGUUGUAAAGGCAGUCUGAGACUUGUAGAUGUAUCAGAACAACUACCAUUGCUCAAACGUGCUCCCGGAUUAAGUACGUGGAAAGUUAUGAAUAAAGUCGGUAGAUUCUUAGACAAGUGGGAAGACGCCCAUCCAUCUUAUCGCGGGAAAUUUGAAAGAUCUCUUUGGCCUCCCCCAAACGUUGAUGAACUUCACUUGGAUCGAUG
This is a messenger RNA of Paraglomus occultum, 356 nucleotides long. Lineage: Eukaryota; Fungi; Glomeromycota; Glomeromycetes; Paraglomerales; Paraglomeraceae. The record is from the annotation of a GenBank genome assembly.